This is a messenger RNA of Penicillium brevicompactum, 678 nucleotides long. Its product is annotated as DsbA family oxidoreductase. The record is from RefSeq and is a predicted model, not a curated record. Gene Ontology annotation, molecular function: oxidoreductase activity. Bases 1 to 678 code for a protein of 225 amino acids. NCBI's taxonomy places the organism in Eukaryota, Fungi, Ascomycota, Eurotiomycetes, Eurotiales, Aspergillaceae. The transcript is spliced from 2 exons.
AUGACGAACUUCCAAAUCCAAUUCAUCUCCGACACCAUCUGUCCCUGGUGUUACGUGGGCUACCGCCGUGUCUCAAGGGCGAUAGCAACCCACCAAGCCCUCUACCCAGCAGACACAUUCAGUGUCCACUGGAAAGCCUUCUAUCUCAACCCAGCGGGAGCCGCCUAUCCCGGCGUGAACAAGAGAGAAAUGUAUGCCCAGAAAUUCGGGGCCGGACGCACCGAAGCCAUCUUCGCGCGUCUGACUGCUGCGGCUGAAGGGGAUGGUAUCAAAUUCAGCUUUGGUGGGAAUACCGGGUCGACCCGGGACUCGCAUCGACUGCUUUGGUAUGCCGGGCAGAAGGAGGAGGGGAUCCCUCCCAGUGGUACUGUGGGCGGGCUGCAGACCCGUGUUGCGGAACAGUUGUUCCGUGCGUACUUUGAGGAGGAGAAGAAUAUUACUGAUUUGAAGGUGCUGGUUGAGGCGGGUGUUGGGGCUGGGUUGGAUCGAGAGGAGGUGAAGAAGUUGCUUGAUGAGGAUGUUGGAGCUGAGCAGGUUGAUCUGGAGGCGAAGACGGCGGCUAGACGGCUUGUCUCUGGUGUGCCGUACAUCUCGGUCCAGGGGAAGUAUCAUGUUGAGGGGGCUGAUGAGCCAGAGACAUUCUUGGAAAUCUUUGAGAAGGUCAAGGCGGAGGAAUAG